CCGGCCGGGCUGCUGUCAGAGACGCAGUGUAUGCUGAACCGCUGCGGCCGCCGGCUGCUGCACGACCUGGGUCUUCGUUUCCCGCUGGUGACCCGCCGGCCGUUUUUCCUCUGCCCUCACCGCCUCAUGAAGCCGCUGGUCGUGUUCGUUCUUGGCGGUCCCGGCGCCGGCAAAGGGACCCAGUGCGCCCGCAUCGUGGAGAAAUAUGGCUAUACACACCUUUCUGCAGGAGAACUUCUUCGUGAUGAAAGGAAAAACCCAGAUUCACAGUAUGGUGAACUCAUUGAAAAGUACAUUAAAGAUGGAAAGAUUGUGCCAGUUGAGAUAACCAUCAGUUUGUUAAAGAGGGAAAUGGAUCAGAUAAUGGCUGCCAAUGCUCAGAAGAAUAAAUUCUUGAUUGAUGGGUUUCCAAGAAAUGAAGACAACCUUCAAGGUUGGAAUAAGACCAUGGAUGGGAAGGCAGAUGUAUCUUUCGUUCUGUUUUUUGAUUGUGAUAAUGAGAUCUGUAUUGAACGAUGUCUUGAGAGGGGAAAGAGUAGUGGUAGGAGUGAUGACAACAGAGAGAGCUUGGAAAAGAGAAUUCAAACCUAUCUUCAGUCAACAAAGCCAGUUAUUGACUUAUAUGAAGAAAUGGGAAAAGUCAAGAAAAUAGAUGCUUCUAAAUCUGUUGAUGAAGUUUUUGAUGAAGUUGUGAAGAUUUUUGACAAAGAAGGCUAACUAAACCUGAAAGCAUCCUUGAAAUCAUGCUUGAAUAUUGCUUUGAUAGCUGCUAUCACAAUCCCUUUUUAAGGCAAUUUUAAUCUUUCAUAAUUACAUCACAAUUAGUGGCCAGAAAGUAUAUAGUAAGACAAAUUAAAUUUUUUUAUCUUCAAUUUUUUUUUUUUUUUUUUGUCACAGGAGUAGACAAUGAAUUCGGGUCUAAACUUUGUCUUAGCUAUGGUGCUCACAAAACAAGGAAGGGCAUUAGCUAGUUCUUUGUUUUUAUUCGAUAAGGAUAUCCCUUUUAUAGUUUGUGCCUUCUGUGAGCAAAACUUUUUAGUAUGCAUAUAUCCUUUUAGUGAUUACAACGUGUCAGGAUUAGGGAUUCCUCACUUCCUCUUUUUCUUGCAGGUUUUAAAUUUCCAACCUGUUAAGUGAAUUUAUGGACCAAAUUCCAAAGGAACUUUUUGUGUAGUUAGUUCUUGCACAAUGUGUUUGGUAAACAAACUCAUAAGAUGAAUUGCUAGAAGUGUUUUAGUAUUUAUCCAAUAACUGACUAUAUCCUAUAAAAAGGUAAGAAAACUUAGCUAUGUUUUAGUUUUAAUACAAUUUGUACAAAGUUGUAUGACAUGGCAUAGUCUGCUUCCAGGGAUUGGGAUGAGGGCACUGGGGGUUCAGAGCCUGGCAGAAUUGUCAGCUUUAUUCUGACAUAAAUCUGAGGAUAAGGGACAAGGGUCAUAUCUAAUGACAUGAGUUCCUUAUGCUCUAUUAUAUAGUGUUAUUAAUGAUUAAAUUGAUCUCAACAAAAUUCCUAGCAGUGAAACCUUGAAAUGCAUGUACUAGAUUUACGGUAAAAUGGUUUGGGGGUUUUUUUGGUUUGUUUUCUAGACUAAAUUUAAGGUUAGUAUAAAGUAGAAGAAAUCUAAUGGUUAAAUUUCUCAUUUGUAUUUUAUUUCCUUGAAUAUUUUUUCAUAGUUAUUUGUUUAAGAAGAUUUAAAAAUCACUGCACUUUGGUCAGAAAAAUAAUAAAUAUAUCUUAUAAAUGUUUGAUUUCCUUCCUGGCUACUUUUAUUCAGUAAAUUAUUUUUUGGCAUAUGUUGAAGCAUGAAAAGGUACAGAAUAAAAAAGAAGGCUGUAGAGUCCAAAGGAAUUUUUCCUUAAAUUUAUUCUUCCUUUAAAAAUCUCUGAGAAAUUUAUUUUCUCCAUUCUUUUUUUCUGACAUCACCAAUGCAAAGUGGUAUCAAGGUUUUUAUUAAAAUGUUUCUCGUCUUCAGCACCUUUUUGACUUUGUAUAAUUAACAUAAUUAAAAUUUGACUUUGUAUAAUUGUUAAUAUAAUUAAAUUUUUAUAUUUAAAGCCA
Messenger RNA from Myotis lucifugus (little brown bat), 2059 nucleotides. RefSeq names its product cytidine/uridine monophosphate kinase 1 (gene CMPK1). Gene Ontology annotation, molecular function: ATP binding; UMP kinase activity. The transcript has 6 exons. The record is from RefSeq and is a predicted model, not a curated record. The coding region runs from base 31 to 717 and encodes 228 amino acids. NCBI's taxonomy places the organism in Eukaryota, Metazoa, Chordata, Mammalia, Chiroptera, Vespertilionidae. Gene Ontology annotation, biological process: 'de novo' pyrimidine nucleobase biosynthetic process; UDP biosynthetic process; CDP biosynthetic process. Gene Ontology annotation, cellular component: cytoplasm; nucleus.